AUGGGUGGAAAAAAUAGUCUUGAAGCAUUAAAUGCUAUUUCUGAAGACGAAUGUGCAACAAUUAUAAGUGAAGAUUCUGAAGCAGAAAAAGAAAGAAUUGGAUAUUCAAGUCAAAUAGAAGAUAAGAAAGAUGACAUAAAUAUGAAUGAAAAUAAGGGCAAACGUGGUAGAUCUCACCCAUCUUUUGAAGGCGAUUAUAACGAUUUCGAUGAUGGUUCGGAAUUAAGUUCGGUGGGCUCAAAAGACGAUGAUAUGGAUAGUGAUAGUGAAUAUAAAGAGGAGGAGGAAGAUGAUGAUUCAGCAAGAGCUGGGCCAAGUAGAACUGCACAACCAAAAAGAAGAGGUCGCCCAGCAAAAAAACAACAACUUUCUAAAGAUAGUGAUGAUGAGGAUGAUUAUAAAUCUAUAGAAUAUGCCGUACCUAGAAAAAAUAGUGUAGUUGGUAAAACAGUUGGCAAACCUAGAGGAAGGAAACCAGGAAAACCGGGAAGGCCGGCUGCACAAAAAAGUAAACCUGGUAGAAAAAAAAAUCCGGUAAAACCCAUUAUCAAUGAAGAAGAUAAUAAUAAUGGUACACAACAAAAUAAGAGGAGAACUGGUGGUAGACGGAAAGAUAUCGAUGAAAAUGAUGUCUAUGCUAGAGACAGAGCAGGACAAACUAAUUUGCAUCGUGCUUGUCAAGUAGGAAAUUUAGAAAAAGUUGUAGAUUUAAUAAAUAGAGGCUCUGACAUAAAUGCUCAAGAUCAUGCAGGCUGGACAUCCCUUCAUGAAGCUGCCUUGGCUGGUUAUUUGGAGAUUGUUCAAUACCUUUUAGAACAGGGUGCGGAAGUAAAUGCUGCUUCAUUUGAAGAUGGUGACACACCUUUACAUGACGCAAGUGCUAAAGGUCAUGCAGAAGUUGUCUGGGCUUUAAUGCAAUAUGGUGCAGAUCCUGAAAAAACAAAUGUAAAAGAGGAAAAACCCGAAGAUCACGCAACGGAUGAUCGCGUAAUAGAUUAUUUGAGGACAUCUGUUGAAAUUGUCAGAACUCCUGUGUAUCAAACUAAUAAACAAGGACAAUUACAGGAUAAAAAGCCAAAGGAUGAAGGUAACAGUCGAAUUAGUGAUUCAAUAUUACCUAGAAAUCAAAGGAAGAGAUCGCAUUUUAUGAGGACCUUUCAACCUUCAAAAGAGCAAGAGACAAAAAAACAAUCGAGCGGGGGAAAACGUGGAAGGCCACGUAUCAGACGUGAUGAUAAUAGCAGUGAUAACUUAAGGUCUAAUAUUUAUCCGACAGGUACCAGAAGACGUUCAUUUAGAGACGGUAGAAAGUUAAAUGGUGAAACACAUAAUAACGGUGCAAGAGCGUUUACCUCGGCAAAUGAUGUUUUGAGAAUGGACCUCAGAUUUAAAGAUCCAUCAACCGGUCGAACGAACCUUCACUUGAACGCAAAGCGCGGUAAUAGUGAAAUGGUUGCAAACAUGAUCGAGGCUGGGGCUCUAAUUAAUGCUAAAGAUCAUAAUGGUCGGACCGCUUUGCAUGAGGCAGCUUAUGAAGGUCAUACUACUACUGUUGAAAUACUAAUAGCUUUAGGUGCGGAUGUUAAUAUCAAAGAUCACAAACAACAUACUCCACUUCAUGAUGCAUCUCAUAAAGGUCAUGGUGACGUUGUAAAUAUUCUAUUGACCAAUAAUGCUAAACCUGACGAUAAAAAUAUUGAUGGUAAAACUCCACUUGAUAUGGCUCGUAGAAGAAGAGAUAUUGUGGAAUUACUCUGUGAUUCCCUUGAAUUGGAUCCCGAUGAAUAUUCGGGCGAAGAAUCUUCCGAAGAGUCGUCAAUACCAAACACUAAAAAAAUAAAAGUGAAUCAUAUUAUAAAUACAGAUUUGGAACCAAUGGAACUAGUUAAUGUUCAGGAAAAUCCAAUUCUUAAAAUAUCCAACAAUGAUGUCGGUCCAUUUUAUACGGUACAACUAGUCACAGAUCGUCCAGGAUUUCCAAUAGCUGCAACCGCCGAACCUUCAAGUUCUCCUUUGUUCGUUGUCGAUUUCCAAGUGGAACUGUUUUUACAAUACCCAUUAUCCACUUUAUUGGAAAAACAUCCAAAUCUAGUUCAAAGAGAAGUUACCUCUAUAGAAAAGGAAAGAUUAUGGCCUUGUCUUCGUUCAAUUGUAUGGGUUCCACCGAAAUGUAAACGUCCUUCAGAACUUGGAGCAUUAGAAGCAGUACAGAGAGAGAGAUUCCUAAUACAUAAAAUGCAUUUUGUAAAGUUUGAUCAGAUUAUCGAGGUUGCUAAUCUUCCCCAAGAGGUUAUACCUCCGACAAUACCGUUGGAUAUAUCAGAUUACACAAACAAUGAGAUGGAAGACUCCGAUGAUUUAAAUUGUGACAUAGAUGAUAAGAAUAAUUGUAAUGCUAUGGAUAUUGACUUUGCAUCCAAAUUACCACUUACACCAACUUCACCAACCACACCCCAAUCCCAAUGGGCUGUUUCCAUGACGGAGACAAAUCCAAUACAGUCAAAGAUCAAGAAUAGUCAACUCAAGACUUCAUCUGGGAUAAUAAAAAGAAGUUACUUCAAUCCUUCGCUUAAAUUAGAAUUAAAAGUUGGAUCAAUAGAGAACUUGAAUAAAUAA
Funneliformis mosseae is the source of this 2616-nucleotide messenger RNA. The record is from the annotation of a GenBank genome assembly. Lineage: Eukaryota; Fungi; Glomeromycota; Glomeromycetes; Glomerales; Glomeraceae.